Suillus discolor is the source of this 644-nucleotide messenger RNA. RefSeq names its product mitochondrial 54S ribosomal protein YmL47. Gene Ontology annotation, biological process: mitochondrial translation. Gene Ontology annotation, molecular function: structural constituent of ribosome; rRNA binding. Bases 5 to 583 code for a protein of 192 amino acids. The transcript has 4 exons. The record is from RefSeq and is a predicted model, not a curated record. NCBI's taxonomy places the organism in Eukaryota, Fungi, Basidiomycota, Agaricomycetes, Boletales, Suillaceae. Gene Ontology annotation, cellular component: mitochondrial large ribosomal subunit; ribosome.
GACGAUGUUUUCAUUGCUCCGGACGACCCUCGUACCACAUUUGCCAGCCAGCGUCCGUUUCCGCUCACAGCUCGCACCUCGUCAAGUCCAACAUGUCAAACGACACAAAGGUCGCGUUCCGAUACCCAUAGGCGGGUCAACCAAAGGUACUACACUUGCUUACGGUGAAUGGGGUAUCCGCAUCAAGGGCAUGGGCGUCCGCUUCAGCGCGAAACAGCUUACUACGGCUGAGGAAGUCAUAAAGCGCAAAAUAAAGGUCGUCAAAGGCGCAAAAGUCUAUCUUAGAGUUUUUCCUGAUAUUCCAGUUUGCAUCAAGGGAAACGAAACUCGUAUGGGUAAAGGAAAAGGGACGUUCGAGUUUUGGGCUACCCGGGUUCCCACCGGUCGCGUCAUAUUUGAGAUCGGAGGGACUCCAAUUAGAGAAGAGUUGGCACGCGAAGCUUUACGCCAAGCAGCAGACAAGCUCCCGACGAUAAUGGAAUUCAUCACGCGUUCGACGCCCCCUAGACUAGGAAAUUUAGUGCUACAACCAGAACCUUCUACCGAUCAACUUUCAUCUCCUACACAGACAGCUGAGACCUAGUUACUAGCCUUUGUAAUGCAUUCAUAAUUGGAUUACAAGGUUUUGUACAGUCAUCAAACCA